AUGAAUAGAGGUGGUCCUGCAACUGGAACUGCAAACCAGGCAAUAUUUCAGGCUGGUACUUGGGCAUAUAUAUGGUACAAAAAAGUCCAAAACAGAACAGUUUUUUGGGUGACCAACAUAGACACCCCGCUUUCAAAUUCAUCAGGAGCUCUUUUGAUGACUGGUGAACAUGGAAACAUUGUCCUUCUUGAUCCAUCUGGAAAUGUCACUUGGUCCUCCAAUCAAACCCAAGUUUUGAGACCAAAUGUCCUGCUUUUGGAUAUAGGCAAUCUUGUGAUCAAAGAAGGAACCGAAAAUAGCCAAACAUUUUUCUGGCAGAGCUUUGAUUAUCCCACACACAUUCUGCUUCCAGAUAUGAAGCUCGGAUGGAAGUUGAGCACAUGUUUAAACAGGUACUUGACCUCGUGGAAAAGCUCAGAGGACCCAUCAACAGGGGACUUUUCUAUCAAACUAGAUCACCAUGGCUUCCCGGAGAUUUUCCUUUGGGACAUGAGGGCGGGGGCUAGGCGGGCUAGGCUGGGGCUAGGCUCGCUAGGCGAUCUAGGCGGUGGCUAG
Messenger RNA from Prunus armeniaca (apricot), 555 nucleotides. NCBI's taxonomy places the organism in Eukaryota, Viridiplantae, Streptophyta, Magnoliopsida, Rosales, Rosaceae. The record is from the annotation of a GenBank genome assembly.